AUGUCUCCUCUCCACUCCCUUGCUUGGGAACUCACCUGGUCUCCAUUAGCUCAUUCUGCAGGAUUUGUCCUCCAGCACUUCAAUCUGGAAGGCCUGAAAUGCAAGACUUUCCAUUUGGUCCCUUUCCACAUUUAUGUGGAAGCUCCCAGCAUGCAAGAUGUCCAACUCAGGCUUCCCCCUUUGCACACCAACCUUGUCUCACAGAUCAUGCCAGUACCAAUGGAAGAAAUGGAACCCUUUGUACAGCCAAGCAACAUACCUGUUCACUCUUGGGUUUGCUUGUUAACAAGUGGCCUCAAGAAUGAAAUUGCCUAUGUAAAGUGCAUCAAAGGCAACUUGGUGUACCUUCUUGUUAUUCCUUGGAAUUUGCCCUACAUCUCUGGUGGUGAGAACUCUGUGGCCUGCCAGGAGCUUUUUGACAUGGACCUGGCCCACCAACAUGGCCUGGAGGUAGGAGAUCAUGGCAAGAUUCAGGCUGGGGAGUUUGUCAACAAGGUAGCCUACACUGUGAUGGAUGUCCAAGGUGAAUCAGUGACUGUUCAUUUGGAUAAUCCUACUCUGGAAUUGCCUACAUCUCUGGAGAUUUCAAUUCAUGACUUCAAAUGCAAGUUUUGCAGUGGUGAUUCAGUAGACAUCAUUGCUGGCCCUCAUCAUGGUUUUGAGGGCAUGGUACUCAGUGUUGAUGUGAUUGAGGACAUGACUCUUUUGUGGGGAAACAGCAGACAACAGGCAAGUCAGGCAUCACACAGAGUGCUGCUGAGCUAUCCCAACCAAGACCCCCACAAUCAACUGCAACACCAUCCCCCAGUUGAAGAGCACUUCAUAGAGCCUGGGGACACACACAUCAAAAAGGCAUUCAAUGACAAAGAUGCCAAGGGGGACAAAGGCAAGUCCAAGGCUCAAGUACCAGAUGUUCCUGGUAAGGACAGUGACAGCAAUGGGGCUGACAAUGAGGAGGUGAUCAUUUUCUCAAAGGAGAAGGGGUGGGAUGUUUCUAAAGGCAACCUAAUACAAGUCAUAUGGGGUCCUGCUGCAGAUGUCAAAGGUGUUGUUCACAGUGUCAACCUGAUCACUGCAACCCUUACGCUGGAGUCUGAAGAUGGUCCAUGGAAUGACAUAUUGGAUGUGAAGUAUGGAUCAUCUUGGGUCCAAAUAAGGGAUACAGUGGGAUGCUGUGAUCAUGCCAUGACAUUCAAAAAUACUGCAGUCACCUCCAGAUUUGGCAUCUUGCUUGAUGGGACACCACUAGGUUCCUCAUGCUUGGCAGCAUUCAACCAUAUGCAACAGGGGUGUUUCAUAACUCAAUCUCAAUGUCACAGCACCGCUCUGCCUCCACUGCUGAGUGAAAAUCCCUCAGUGGAUCCAGGUCCAAGCAACCCCUGGGUCACCACUCCUGAUGAUGUCAAUCUGCAACAUCACAGUGAGCAGGAGCAACAAACCAUUGACUAUGGAUGCAUGUCCUGGCUCUUUGACAAUGACUUUUGUAACUUCAGCAAGUGGCAUGUCUGCUUGAGAGUUGGGCUUGCCUACAAUUGCAGGACCCUGGGCAAGCAGGUGGUUUGCACCACCAUUCCAGAUCAUUUCUUUUCAGAGAAGCAUGGUGUGGCACCUCCUGGGCAUGUGUUGGUUACCAUGACCUCAAGCAUGCAUGCUCCAAGGUGA
Messenger RNA from Pisolithus orientalis, 1662 nucleotides. RefSeq lists its product as uncharacterized. The coding region runs from base 1 to 1662 and encodes 553 amino acids. The record is from RefSeq and is a predicted model, not a curated record. The transcript has 10 exons. NCBI's taxonomy places the organism in Eukaryota, Fungi, Basidiomycota, Agaricomycetes, Boletales, Pisolithaceae.